GACUUAGCCUGGGCAAGCAUGCGCAGUAGCUCAAAGUGGUGCGGGUUGUGUGAGGUGAAGCUCUCCCCAGGUUUUUUUCCUCCCUUUCCGCUUGAGAACUACAACUCCCAAGAGGCCUCUGGGCUGCACCGCGUCUCCUUUUCUCCCCCUCCCUCUCCCCUCCUCCGCCUCCCGGGCCCUUAACCCUUCUCCCCCUCCUUCCUAUUCUCCUCCCUUCUUCCCCCGCGUGUCUCCUCCCAUCUCUUUCGCUGUGUGUCACUGACCCAGAGGCAGGGUGAGGCGGAGGGGGGACCGUGGGGGGGCGCCGCCGCCGCUGCGCUCGCUGCUCGGGUUCGCGGUGCGUGCGUUCUCUUCCCCCGCCGGAAUCGCCCCCACGCCAGGGGGCUCCGGAGCCUCCCCAUUUCUUUUUCUCUCCCUACUGUCUUUCUCUCUCUGCCUCCUGGUUCCGUCGCUCAGUUCCGGGGCCAACUUCUCCUCCACUGUCGGCGCUCGCCGGGCUCGAGAGAAGCCCGCGGCGGCGGCGGCUCGAAGGACUGGGGCUUCCGUCUAGCCUCUCGCUUCAGCCACCCCCCAAGCUCCUUUUUCUCUCAGUGUCGGUGGAGGGGCUGUGAGGGAUCCGAAUCAUCCGCCAGAGAUCGCCCGAUGCUGAAACUGAGGCUUAGGGAGGAUAAAUGACUUGACCAAGAAUACACAGGAAAUAAUGCAAAAGGUGUCUCAAGGCUCCUGACCAGUGGACAAGUAUUUGAGACAAAAAACCAAGCUCAUGUUUUCUCCUGAUCAAGAAAAUCAUCCAUCUAAAUCACCAGUAAAAUAUGGUGAACUCAUUGUCUUAGGAUAUAAUGGGUCACUCCCAAAUGGUGAUAGAGGAAGGAGAAAAAGUAGGUUUGCUUUGUUUAAAAGACCUAAGGCAAAUGGGGUGAAGCCCAGCACUGUGCAUAUUGCCUGCACUCCUCAAGCAGCAAAGGCAAUAAGCAAUAAGGACCAACAUAGUAUAUCAUAUACCUUGUCUCGAGCUCAGACAGUGGUGGUUGAAUAUACUCAUGACAGCAACACUGAUAUGUUCCAGAUUGGACGAUCUACUGAAAGCCCCAUUGAUUUUGUGGUAACUGAUACAGUUCCUGGAAGUCAAAGCAAUUCUGAUACACAGUCAGUGCAAAGUACUAUCUCAAGAUUUGCAUGUAGAAUCAUAUGUGAACGGAAUCCCCCCUUCACAGCCAGGAUAUAUGCUGCAGGAUUUGACUCUUCAAAAAACAUCUUCCUUGGGGAAAAGGCUGCCAAGUGGAAGACCACAGAUGGGCAGAUGGAUGGCUUGACCACAAAUGGAGUUCUUGUUAUGCAUCCACGCAAUGGUUUUACUGAAGAUUCUAAGCCAGGUGUGUGGAGAGAGAUAUCAGUAUGUGGAAAUGUAUUCAGCCUGCGUGAAACCAGAUCAGCUCAGCAAAGAGGAAAGAUGGUGGAAAUCGAAACCAACCAGUUACAGGACGGCUCCCUCAUUGACCUGUGUGGUGCCACUUUGCUUUGGCGGACAGCAGAAGGCCUUUCACACACUCCAACAGUAAAGCACCUGGAAGCUUUAAGACAGGAAAUCAAUGCAGCAAGGCCACAGUGCCCUGUUGGGUUCAACACACUUGCUUUUCCUAGUAUGAAAAGGAAAGAUGUGGUCGAUGAAAAACAGCCCUGGGUGUAUCUGAACUGUGGACAUGUUCAUGGGUAUCACAACUGGGGAAACAAAGAAGAGAGAGAUGGGAAGGACCGUGAAUGUCCCAUGUGUAGAUCGGUUGGCCCCUACGUCCCCCUCUGGCUUGGCUGUGAAGCUGGAUUUUAUGUGGAUGCAGGUCCUCCAACUCACGCGUUCAGCCCUUGUGGGCAUGUGUGUUCAGAGAAAACAACUGCCUAUUGGUCCCAGAUCCCACUUCCUCAUGGCACUCACACUUUCCAUGCGGCCUGCCCCUUUUGUGCACACCAGCUGGCCGGUGAGCAGGGCUACAUCAGACUCAUAUUCCAAGGACCUCUAGACUAAUAAACACAGGCAUUAGGGUGGCACUAAAUUUAUAAGCUAAGCAAUGCAGGUUUUUCCCACCAAUUGUCUACAAAUUUCUCUGCUUUGAUCAUUUACAUUAAGAUGAAGACUUUUUUUUUUUUAAUUUUUGUAUUUGUAACAAAAAUUCCUGAGCAAAGUCUGUAAAAGUCAAGCAAAGGAAUCUGGUGCAAUUCCAGACUUCCACAUUCUGUGUCUGAGUAUAUAUUUUGAAGAAAGAAUUACAGUCUAAUUCAAUGCCUUCAUUUCUGUGUUGUUUGAAUCACUCAUCCUCGGUGUCUGAGAUGUUUUGUAUAACUGAGGUACUGUUGAUUCAAACUAUGUUAGUUUACAGUUUGGAUGCAAACAUUGUAAAAUACAACAACAUGUACAAUAACUUUCCUUUUCUAUUUAUCUUCGUUAUAGAAAAUAUCUGAGAGUGUAUUUGCUAGAGUAGCACAGUAGGAGCAAUGUAACAUCCCUGGCAUGGAUGCUUUGAGUUGCUAGCCAAGGGCAGGGAUUUGCAAGGUUAGGAAGAAUAUUAUGAAAGAAUCUUUUCUUUCUUUUUUUUUAAAUCAAAAAUAAUGUUAAAUUUGGUAGAUUUAGAAGAAUGCUUUGUAAAAAAUUCAAGCAAAUUACAUUGUGUAAGAUUUGUUUGUUUUUAACCACAUUAAAGGUAAUCAGGAAGAAUUUUCUUAAAAUGUUUCUUUAGUGUGUAGUACUAUAAUAAAAGAACUUAUCACUAAGAAACAUUUUAUAUGUUCCCUUGAAUAUGCAACUUAAUCUAGAUUAUAUAUUUUUCUCCCACGAUAACUAAUCUGUUUUUAGUAUUAGCAGCAUUCGGCAGGUUUAUUUAUUUUUUUAGGCACAAACUGUGGUUCAUCCGUUCACUGGAAAAAUCAUUUAUAAUUAGAGACUGCAUAAAUUAACAAGAAAGACGAGUGACUUGACUUAGGAAAGAGAUUCUUAAAUUAGAUGUUCUUCAUUUGGCCUUAUCUACAGAUUUGGGUAUAUAAAGAUACAGACAUAAAAGUACAGUGAACUGAGUGGCAAAACAUGUUUGCCUUUCAAUGCAAAAGACCAGUACAUACUUAUGGAUUUAGUUUCUCAGAAUAGUUGAUUUACGUUAGAAAUUUCAGUGAAAAUGCGUUCAAUUCCAAAUAUCCCCACAAAGCACUUGGCUACUUCAACAGGUGAUAGUGAGCUUUAGUGACAGCAGCACUGACGGAGACUGUACACAAAGUCUGUUAAUGAGACAAAACACCCUUUAAAACUUUGCUUUUGGAAGCAUGAAAAAUACCCACCUUUUUUCAUGCACUUCCUGGCAGUAAUAGGUAUACUACAUCAAAAGGGGGGCUUGUGACACAUUUGUAAAUCAGUGUACCUUGGGAUAAGGUUGAGGUUUUUCCAUUUAUGAUGUUUUUAUUUUCCUUUUUUUUUUAAGGAAAAGUAUAUAAUAAAAAUUGACAAUAGCAAAUUCCUGAACUUUAUAGCAUAGCUUUGAUUUUCUUGGUAAAACAAAAUAAAACAAAACAAAAGAAUCUUCUGUUUAGAAGCCAUGGACUGUUUUACUUCAACUGUCCGAUUUUCCUUGGGUUUUUUGUUUGUUUGUUUUUUAACAAAAAACAAUUGUUUGGAUUCACUCAGGAAAUGCAUGUCAGGAAACCUGUAUUAUAUGUGUAAGCAACUGCUGUUAAACCCUUUUCAUAGAAAUAUAAUUGAUUUUGAAAUUUUCUAGAUUGUUCACAUGUAUUGUGACUGAUGCAACAAAAUAUCAACUCCCAUAUUGUGUUUGUUUUAAUCAUUUCUGUUUGGGUAUACCAUAGCUAAUUUUUUUUUUUUGCAAUUUAAUUUAUUCAUGCUGUAAGUAAAUACUUUUCAAAAUAGAA
Monodelphis domestica (gray short-tailed opossum) is the source of this 3906-nucleotide messenger RNA. It is a transcript of the gene PELI1, whose product is annotated as pellino E3 ubiquitin protein ligase 1. Lineage: Eukaryota; Metazoa; Chordata; Mammalia; Didelphimorphia; Didelphidae. The record is from RefSeq and is a predicted model, not a curated record. Gene Ontology annotation, biological process: regulation of Toll signaling pathway; protein K48-linked ubiquitination. Gene Ontology annotation, molecular function: protein binding; ubiquitin protein ligase activity.